GAGCAGCCUGCGUACCCCCAGCCGGUGCCGCGUCCUCGCCCCUCCGGGCCGCGCGGCGGGAGUCUCCGGGGAGCUAUGCUGAAGCCGGGUGGUGCGGAGGACGCCGCGCAGCUGCCCCCUCGGCGCUCCCGCGCCCCUGUCCCCGCGCCCAGACCCGCUGCCCCCGACGGCUCUCGGGCUUCGGCCCGCCUGAGUCUUGCCUGCUUGCUGCUGCUGCUGCUGCUGCUGACGCUGCCGGCCCGCGUAGACACGUCCUGGUGAAAAGGGGCCCGGAUGCUCUGACAAGGCCAUCUCCACCUUGCAGGUACAUCGGGGCACUGGGGACCCGAGUGAUCUGUGACAAUAUCCCAGGUUUGGUGAGCCGGCAGCGGCAGCUGUGCCAGCGUUACCCGGACAUCAUGCGCUCGGUGGGCGAGGGUGCCCGAGAGUGGAUCCGAGAGUGCCAGCACCAGUUCCGCCACCACCGCUGGAACUGCACCACCCUGGACCGGGACCACACUGUCUUUGGCCGCGUCAUGCUCAGAAGUAGCCGGGAGGCAGCAUUUGUCUAUGCCAUCUCAUCAGCCGGGGUGGUCCACGCUAUCACCCGUGCCUGCAGCCAGGGUGAACUGAGUGUGUGUAGCUGUGACCCCUAUACCCGCGGCAGACACCAUGACCAACGUGGGGACUUCGACUGGGGUGGCUGCAGUGACAACAUCCACUAUGGUGUGCGCUUUGCCAAGGCCUUCGUGGACGCCAAGGAGAAGAGGCUCAAGGAUGCCCGGGCCCUCAUGAAUUUACACAACAACCGCUGUGGUCGCACGGCUGUGCGGCGGUUUCUGAAGCUGGAGUGUAAGUGCCAUGGCGUGAGUGGCUCCUGUACUCUACGCACCUGUUGGCGUGCACUUUCAGACUUCCGUCGCACAGGUGAUUACCUACGGCGGCGCUAUGAUGGGGCUGUGCAGGUGACAGCCACACAGGACGGUGCCAACUUCACAGCAGCCCGCCAAGGCUAUCGCCGUGCCACCCGGACUGACCUCGUCUACUUUGACAACUCCCCAGACUACUGUGUCUUGGACAAGGCUGCAGGUUCCCUGGGCACUGCAGGUCGUGUCUGCAGCAAGACAUCGAAAGGGACAGAUGGCUGUGAAAUUAUGUGCUGUGGCCGAGGCUAUGACACAACUCGGGUCACCCGGGUCACCCAGUGUGAGUGCAAAUUCCACUGGUGUUGUGCUGUUCGGUGCAAGGAGUGCAGAAACACUGUGGACGUCCACACCUGCAAGGCCCCCAAGAAGGCAGAGUGGCUGGACCAGACCUGAACAUAUAAAUACCUCACUCAUCCCUUCACUUCAAACCUCCUGACUCUGAAAGCACAAGAUCUUUGCAUGCACACCUUCCUCCACCCUCAACCCUGGGAUGCUAUAGCUUCUAUUUAAGGACUUGGAGCGUUAUCCGGAGGGACUCUGGUGUCCUGGCUGGUUCCUGAGCCCUGGGAAGGAGUUAACAGGGAAUGUGAGACACAGAGCAGCUCUCUGACUGCCCACUCUGGAGGUCAGAAGGGGUCUUCAGAGCGAAUGAGUUGCACUAAAGCACGCAGUCAAGGCUCA
This is a messenger RNA of Artibeus jamaicensis (Jamaican fruit-eating bat), 1586 nucleotides long. RefSeq names its product Wnt family member 2B (gene WNT2B). The transcript is spliced from 5 exons. Lineage: Eukaryota; Metazoa; Chordata; Mammalia; Chiroptera; Phyllostomidae. Gene Ontology annotation, cellular component: extracellular region. Gene Ontology annotation, biological process: neuron differentiation; canonical Wnt signaling pathway; multicellular organism development. Gene Ontology annotation, molecular function: cytokine activity; frizzled binding. The record is from RefSeq and is a predicted model, not a curated record. The coding region runs from base 399 to 1298 and encodes 299 amino acids.